This is a messenger RNA of Prorocentrum cordatum, 780 nucleotides long. Lineage: Eukaryota; Dinophyceae; Prorocentrales; Prorocentraceae. The record is from the annotation of a GenBank genome assembly.
CGAUGGCGGAGAAGCGCGUGGAUCCCGAGGACGGCACUGCGUACACGUGGGACGAACUCAGUCAGUUCUACAAGGGGAAGUACAAGAAGAAGGAGAUCGAGGCCUAUUGGGAGGAGUGCAAGCCGGCGAAGAGGGCGAAGUCGAAGUCCAAGGGCAAGGGCGAGGCCGAGCCGAAGGCCAAGGCCAAGGCCAAGACCAAGGCGAAGGCGGGGGCUGCCGAGCCGAAGGCGAAAGCGAAGGCGAAGGCCAAGGCGGAGCCGAAGGCAAAGGUCAAGGCCAAGGCGAAGGCCAAGCCCAAGGAGACUAAGCCGUCCGGGAACUACAAGGUCUGCGUGUGCGGCGGCUGCGGCGGGAUCGGGCAGCCGCUGGCCCUGCUGAUGGCGAUGGACAAGAACGUGAAGGAGCUCGUCAUUUACGACCUGGACAUCUCCCCGAUGCCGCCGGCCGGCGUGGCGCAGGAUCUGAUCCACCUUGAGAGGAAGUGCUCGGUGAAGGGGUACGUCGGGAAGGUUGGCGAGCCCCCAGUCAAGUUCAUGGAGGAGGCCCUCACCGGGUGCAACCUGGUGCUCAUCCCCGCAGGUCUGCCGCGCAAGCCGGGACAGACCCGCGACGACCUCUUCAAGGUGAACGCGGACAUCGCGAAGGGCCUGGUCGAGGCCUGCGCCAAGUACUGCCCGGAGGCCAUCCUGGCGAUGAUCGUCAACCCCGUCAACUCUAUCGUGCCCGCCAUGGCGGAGCUCUACAAGAAGAAGGGCCUGGACCCCAUGAAGAUCAUCGGCG